GAGACGGACGGACGGACGGCAGAAUGAAGCGCAGCGUCGCGGUCAAACAAUCAAAUCCAUGAAAAACUGCAGCGAAGAAUCCGGAUCACAGACACACGCCACCGGAGCGAUGCGAGCGAAGCGUUGAAGAUGUUUGUCGUACUACAGAGUGUGUUACUGUGCAGUUUAUAUGUGCAGAUACACGGCCUGCCGCUCCUCCUGCACGCAAACCGGCGAGACCUGCGGCUGGUGGGCGCGGCUCACGGUCGGGCGAAUGCCACCGUAGUGAUCGGCGGUUUGGAGGACGCCGCAGCGGUGGAUUACGUUUACGUGCAGGGACUAAUAUUCUGGAGCGGCGUGAGCGAGGAAGCUAUUAAGCGGACUGUGUUUAGCGGGUCGGUACCCAGCGGGAUUCAGGCGACAGUCGUGUCCAAUCUGGCCUCUCCGGAUGGGUUGGCGUGCGACUGGAUGGGGAAUAAGCUUUACUGGACAGACUCGGAGACCAAUCGGAUAGAAGUGUCGGAGCUGGAUGGGACGUUCCGAAAAGUUUUAUUCUGGCAAGAUCUGGACCAGCCGAGGGCGAUCGCACUGGAUCCCGGCCGAGGGUACAUGUACUGGACGGACUGGGGCGAAAUCCCAAAGAUCGAGCGAGCAGGAAUGGACGGAACUCAUCGCGCCGUCAUCAUCGACACUGAAAUCUACUGGCCGAACGGACUGACGCUCGACUACAGCGAACAGAAGCUCUACUGGGCCGACGCCAAGUUUAAUUUCAUCCACCGCUCCAACCUGGACGGGUCCGGCAGGGAGGUCGUGGUGAAAGGAUCGUUGCCGCACCCGUUUGCGCUCACGCUGUACGAGGACACGCUCUUCUGGACGGACUGGAACACACACUCCAUACACUCAUGUUACAAACACACGGGAGAAAACAGCCGAGAGAUUCACUCCAACAUCUUCUCUCCGAUGGACGUCCAUGUGUUCAGUCAGACGAGACAGUCCAUUGAGGUGAUGAGUCCCUGCUCACUGAAGAACGGCGGAUGUUCUCAUCUGUGUCUGCUGUCACCAGUCAAACCAUAUUACCAGUGUGCCUGUCCAACUGGAGUCCAGCUGCUGGAGGACAACAAGAGCUGCAGAGACAGUGCAAUGCAGCUGUUGCUGUUGGCACCGACGGACCUCCGGCGAAUCUCUCUGGACACACCCGACUUUACAGACAUCACGCUGCAGACCAACGACAUUCGCCACGCCAUCGCUAUCGACUAUGACCCCGUGGAAGGUCACAUCUACUGGACGGAUGAUGAGGUCAAAGCGAUACGAAGGUCCUACCUGGACGGGAGCGAUGCCCAGUUUGUGGUGACCUCACAGGUGAAUCACCCGGACGGAAUCGCGCUGGAUUGGAUCGCACGGAAUCUGUAUUGGACGGACACGGGCACAGACCGGAUUGAGGUGACCCGACUGAACGGCACCAUGAGAAAGAUCCUGAUAUCAGAAGAUCUGGACGAGCCGAGAGCCAUCGUACUCGACCCCGUCGCUGGGUACAUGUACUGGACGGAUUGGGGUGAAGUGCCAAAGAUCGAACGAGCAGCUCUGGACGGGACGGAGCGACUGGUGCUGGUCAACACGUCUCUGGGAUGGCCGAACGGACUGGCGCUCGACUACACCGAGAGAAAAAUCUACUGAGACGCCAAGACUGACGUCAUAGAGGUGAUUGAGAUGGACGGAUCGGGCAGACGGGUGUUAGUGGAGGAUAAUCUGCCGCACAUCUUUGGGUUCACGCUGUUGGGCGAUUACAUCUACUGGACGGACUGGCAGCGGCGCAGCAUCGAGCGCGUGCACAAACGCACCAUUGAGCGAGAGGUUAUUAUAGAUCAGCUGCCCGACCUCAUGGGAAUAAAAGCCACAUACGUCCACGAGACCUUCGGGGUGAACCCGUGUGCGUUCAGUAACGGCGGCUGCAGUCAUCUGUGUCUGUAUAAGCCGCAGGGCGUGUCGUGCGCGUGUCCCAUCGGUCUGGAGCUCAUGGCUGAUUUGAGCACGUGUAUCGUUCCCGAAGCGUUCCUGCUGUUCUCACGACACACGGACAUCAGACGCAUCUCCCUGGAGACCAACAACAACAACGUGGCCAUACCGCUCACCGGCGUCAAGGAAGCGUCGGCGCUCGACUUCGACGUCACCGACAACCGGAUCUACUGGACAGAUAUCACUCUGAAGACGAUCAGUCGGGCGUAUAUGAACGGCAGCGCUCUGGAGCACGUGGUGGAGUUCGGCUUGGAUUAUCCGGAGGGGAUGGCCGUUGAUUGGCUCGGGAAGAAUCUGUACUGGGCCGACACAGGAACCAAUCGCAUCGAGGUGGCCAAACUGGACGGUCAGCACAGACAGGUGCUGGUGUGGAAGGAUCUGGACAGUCCACGAGCGUUGGCACUCGACCCCGCUGAAGGGUUCAUGUACUGGACGGAAUGGGGCGGACGGCCGAAGAUCGACCGCGCUGCGAUGGACGGUUCUGGUCGCAUCACUCUGGUGCCAAACGUGGGUCGAGCUAACGGACUGACCAUCGAUUACGCUGAGCGACGCCUCUACUGGACGGAUCUCGACACGACACUCAUAGAAUCGUCCAACAUGCUCGGUCUGGAGCGUGAGGUCAUCGCUGAUGAUCUGCCUCAUCCGUUUGGACUGACUCAGUAUCAGGAUUACAUCUACUGGACCGACUGGAGUCAGCGCAGCAUCGAACGAGCCAAUAAGACCAGCGGACAGAACCGCACCAUCAUACAGGGUCAUCUGGAUUACGUCAUGGACAUCCUGGUGUUUCACUCGUCCAGACAGGGCGGCUGGAACGCCUGUGUGGCCACUAACGGUCACUGUUCUCACCUGUGUCUCGCCGUACCCGUCAGCGGCUUUGUGUGCGGAUGCCCAGCGCAUUACUCGCUCAAUUAUGACAACAAGACAUGCAGCGCGCCCACGUCGUUCCUGCUCUUCAGUCAGAAGUCGGCGAUCAAUCGUAUGGUCAUCGACGAGCAGCAGAGUCCAGACAUCAUCCUGCCCAUUCACAGUCUGAGAAACGUGCGCGCCAUCGACUACGACCCUCUCGAUCGACAGCUGUACUGGAUCGACUCCAAACAGAACGUCAUCCGCCGCGCGCAGGAGGACGGCAACCAGAGUAUGACUGUGGUAUCGAGCGGGAUGGGCGGGGCUAACCUCGGCCUGCAGCCGUAUGACCUCAGCAUCGACAUCUACAGCCGCUUCAUCUACUGGACGAGCGAAGUGACCAACGUCAUCAACGUGACGCGCACGGACGGCUCUCGUGUCGGUGUGGUUCUCCGCGGGGAACAUGACAAACCACGUGCGAUCGUGGUGAACCCAGAGAGAGGGUACAUGUACUUCACUAACCUGCAGGAACGUUCACCGAAGAUCGAGCGCGCCGCUCUGGACGGGACGGAGCGUGAGGUUCUGUUCUUCAGCGGUCUCGGGAAACCCGUCGCUCUUACAGUCGAUAAUGAGAUGGGGAAACUCUUCUGGGUCGACAUGGACCUGAGACGCAUCGAGAGCAGCGACCUGUCCGGAGCCAAUCGGAUCGUCAUUGAGGAUUCAAACAUCCUGCAGCCGGUGGGACUGACGGUGUUUGGGAAUCACCUGUACUGGAUCGAUCGACAGCAGCAGAUGAUCGAACGGAUCGAUAAGAUCACACGAGAGGGACGCACGAAGAUUCAGGCGCGAAUCUCCUCACUGAGCGACAUCCACGCCGUACAUGAGGUCGACAUGCAGGAGUACAAUAAACACCCGUGCACGUCUGAGAACGGCGGCUGCUCGCACAUCUGUAUCGUGAAAGGAGACGGAACGACGCGCUGCUCAUGUCCCGUUCACUUGGUGUUACUGCAGGAUGAGCUCUCCUGUGGAGAGCCGCCCACUUGUUCUCCUGAGCAGUUCUCGUGCUCAUCCGGCGAGGUGGACUGUAUCCCGCAGGCGUGGCGCUGCGACGGCUUUGCCGAGUGUGACGACAGCAGCGAUGAGCGCGACUGUCCCGUGUGUUCGGACGAAGAGUUCCAGUGCGACAGUAAACAGUGUGUCGAUAUUUCACUGCAGUGUAACGGAGAGAUCAACUGUCAGGACCGAUCCGAUGAGAACAAGUGUGAAGUUCACUGUCCCAGAGAUCAGUUCACCUGUGCGAACGGUCAGUGCAUCGGACCACACAAGAAAUGUGAUCAUAACAUGGACUGCACAGAUAACUCUGAUGAGGUCGGAUGCUAUGCGACCGAGGAGCCGUCCUUUCCUCCGACGAACACCAUUGGCUCAAUUGUGGGCGUGGUCAUGGUGCUGUUCGUGGUGGGUGCAGUUUAUUUCGUGUGUCAGCGCGUUCUGUGUCCUCAGAUGAAGGACGACGGUGAGACGAUGACGAAUGACUUUGUGGUUCACGGACCGCCAUCGGUGCCGCUGGGAUACGUCCCUCACCCGAGCUCUCUCACGGGGUCACUGCCAGGCAUGUCUCGUGGGAAGUCUGUGAUUGGCUCUUUGAGCAUCAUGGGCGGCAGCAGCGGCCCACCAUAUGACCGUGCUCAUGUGACUGGCGCUUCGUCCAGCAGCUCGUCGAGUAUGAAGGGCGCACACUUCCCUCCUAUUCUGAAUCCUCCUCCGUCACCCGCCACUGUGAGGUCACAGUGCACCAUUGAGUUUGGAUACUCAUCUAAUAGUCCGUCAACACACCGCUCGUACAGCUACAGGCCGUACAGUUACCGUCACUUCGCUCCUCCGACGACGCCGUGCAGCACAGACGUGUAUGACAGCGAUUACACGCCGGGCCGUCGAGUGCCACACGUAUCCAGUGUCGUCGCUAAGGGCUACAUGAGCGACCUGAACUACGACUCGGAGCCCCUCCCCCCGCCACCCACCCCGCGAAGUCAAUAUCUGUCCGCGGAGGAGAACUGCGAGAGCUGCCCGCCCUCACCGUACACCGAACGCAGCUACUCGCAUCACCUGUACCCCCCGCCCCCCUCGCCCUGCACGGACUCGUCCUGAGACUUGUCAAUCACAACACGAGCCCCGCCCACGGACUGUCUGUAAAUAAUGGACUCAUUUCUGUUCUGAUGAUCCAAAUUCUGGAGGAGAGAGACAUGUCUGCAUCUCCCGGUGUGGCGGGUGUCUGUACAUUCAAAAGAAAAGAAUCAUAUUUAUAUAUUUUCUAUACAGUGUUUAUGACAUGCAGCUUUGUGUGAAAAGAAAUUUGUACAUUUUUUUAAAGAGAAAAUUUUUAUGAAAUCUCAAACAUAAUGAGUUGCCUUAAAUCCAGGAGUUACGAAUCAAACUACCUUCUCGACCAGCCGAAGGAUUCAGAAAAUACGGGAAUGUGUUUCUGUGGCUGGUUUUGCUUUCCAAUGCCAAAUAAUGGAGACGUGUGACGCAGAAACACUGUGAUCACCUUCAACACAACAUGGUACUCAGAUUUUCUUCUAUUUUUCUAUUUAAGAUGUCACCGAUGCGCUCUCUUUAACUGGAAUGAGUGUGUGUUCCGACUGCGACAGGACACCGCAGUGCAUCAUGGGAACAGUGUGACAACCAGUUCAACCAAAACCUUCACACCGGACGCGGCGGUCUGAAACGCAUCCGCAGCUCACAAUCACAGACGGGAUCUCGUGCCUGACCGUUGCUUGAAACACUUUUAAUCAUUUUUUAAAUAUCAGUGCCACAAAAGGUUUAAUAUUUUUGUAGCACAUUCUGUUGAUACUGUAUUUAUAAGCUAUAAAAGAGAAACUUUCAUUCUGAGUCUCCGUGGAUUGAGCAGCAGAAUGAUGAAAGUCAGAAUUCACUGCGCUUCAUGCUUCAGACAAGAGGAACAUAUAUUUGCCAGUGGGGAACGUAAAAUCAACUUGUGUUCCUUGUUUUCAUUGGCAAACGUUUUGUUAGUUUUCUCUGUAAACAAGAGUAAAUAUCUUAAUUAUCUAAAGUUAACUGAUUUUAUUUUAAGAAUGUUUUGAUAAUUUUAUGGGGAAAAUGAUAAAAAAAAAUACCCUGUAAUGACAAUGUGUGUGUCCGAGAGUGUCUGAGUGUGUGCGUGCGUGUCCGAGCGCGUGCGUGUGUGUCUGAGUGUCCCCGAGUGUGUGUCCAUGUAUCUGUUUGUGUGUGUAUGAGAGAGAGUGUAUCUGUGUGUGUGUGUCUGUGUGUGAGAGUGUAUCUGUUUGUGUGUGUGUGAGAGAGAGUGUAUCUGUUUGUGUGAGAGAGAGUGUAUCUGUGUGUGUGUGUGUGAGAGAGAGUGUAUCUGUUUGUGUGUUUGUGAGAGAGAGAGUGUAUCUGUUUGUGUGUUUGUGAGAGAGAGAGUGUAUCUGUGUGUGUGUGUAUGAGAGAGAGUGUAUCUGUUUGUGUGUUUGUGAGAGAGAGUGUAUCUGUUUGUGUGUUUGUGAGAGAGAGAGUGUAUCUGUGUGUGUGUUUGUGAGAGAGAGUGUAUCUGUUUGUGUGUUUGUGUGAGAGAGUGUAUCUGUUUGUGUGUGUAUGAGAGAGAGUGUAUCUGUUUGUGUGUUUGUGUGAGAGAGUGUAUCUGUUUGUGUGUGUGUGAGAGAGAGUGUAUCUGUUUGUGUGUGUAUGAGAGAGUGUAUCUGUUUGUGUGUGUAUGAGAGAGAGUGUAUCUGUUUGUGUGUUUGUGAGAGAGAGAG
Molecule: messenger RNA, 6608 nt
Organism: Xyrauchen texanus (razorback sucker)
Lineage: Eukaryota; Metazoa; Chordata; Actinopteri; Cypriniformes; Catostomidae
Gene: lrp6
Product: low density lipoprotein receptor-related protein 6
Biological process (GO): chemical synaptic transmission; receptor-mediated endocytosis involved in cholesterol transport; canonical Wnt signaling pathway
Molecular function (GO): Wnt receptor activity; Wnt-protein binding
Source: RefSeq, a predicted model, not a curated record